AUGAAGCUUGAUUUAGAUAUUGGUAAAUGUAUUUAUAGUGAUGAUGCUAUUUUACCUGCUUUGAAAGUUGCUGAAAAUCUUCCUAGUGUAGAUUUACACUCAUCCGAUAAACGUUUAUUUCAAAUAAUGAAUCAUAUUCAAUCAAUUCCAUUUCCUGAAUCGAAACAUUCAGUCGUUAUUACACAAUCGAUUGAACCAGAACCAACACUUGUACCACCAUCAUUGAGUAGUCCUGAACAAACAUUAGAAAUAGUCGAAGGAAUGACAUCAAUUGAUAUACAUAUUGAUGAAAGUAUGAAUGAAAAUAAUGAAGAUGCACCAUUUCUUCGUUUAACACUUGUAUCCAUUGUUGUUCAAACAAAAAUAAAAACAUUUGAUAUGAAAUUUGAUGCAUCAUUAGCUAAUUUAAUUGUCUAUCAUGAACAAUUUAUCGCUAGUGUCAAUUUUCUUCAUACAUCACCAGAAAAUCCAUUAUUUUUAACAUCGAAUUAUAAUGGAAUUGAAAAUAAAGCUCAUGUUCAUUUUAGUGUCAAAACUAAUGUAUCACAAGCACCAGAAAAGACAUUGGUCAAUUUAUUUCUAUCCGAUUUACGUGUUUUAGAUCCAUAUAGAGAAGCACGAUAUCGAAAUGGGGAAACAGCUGAUUCUGGAGUAUGGAAUCACAUAAAAUCACUUGGAAUCAGUGGAAUCACUUGGAAUCAGCGGAAUCACUCGGAAUCAUUUGGAAUCACUUGA
This is a messenger RNA of Rotaria sp. Silwood2, 735 nucleotides long. Lineage: Eukaryota; Metazoa; Rotifera; Eurotatoria; Philodinida; Philodinidae. The record is from the annotation of a GenBank genome assembly.